AUGGAGUUUAUUAAAGAGGAGAGUGAAGACGUGAAGAUUGAAGAAGCAUUCAGAGUCAAACAUGAAGAUACUGAGGAACAAACAGACCUGAUGGCGCUGAAAGAAGAGAGUCAAGAAUUGAAUGAAUUGGAAGAGAAAUAUCAUGAUUUCAUAACUGUUGAAAAAUCUUUUAAUUGCUCAAAGACACAUAAUUUCACCUGCUUUCAGUGUGGAAAGAGUUUUGAUCAACAAGGAAGCCUUGAAGUUCACAUGAGAACUCACACUGCAGAUAAACAUUUCACCUGCCAACAGUGUGGAAUAAGUUUCACUACAAAAGGAAGCCUUAAAAUCCACAAGCGAAUUCACACUGGAGAGAAGCCUUACACCUGCCAACAGUGUGGUAAAAGUUUCACUCAAAAAGGAAGCCUUGAGAGCCACAUGAGAACUCACAGUGGACAGAAGCCUUUUAAAUGCCUUCAGUGUGAACAGAGUUUUACACAUAAGCCAACCCUUAAUGCUCACAUUAGAAUUCACUCGGGAGAGAAGCCAUACACCUGCAAACUGUGUGGAAUAAGUUUCAUCCGAAAAGGAAACCUUAAUGUUCACAUGAGAAUUCACACUAGAGAGAACCUCUACACCUGCCAAGAAUGUGGAAAAAGUUUCAUUCAAAAAGGAAGCCUUAAAAGCCACAUGAGAACUCACACUGGAGAGAGGCCUUGUACCUGCCCUCAGUGUGGACAGAGUUUUACACACAAACCAACCCUUAAUGCCCACAUGAGAACUCACACUGGAGAGAAGUCCUUCACCUGUGAUCAGUGUGGAAAGAGUUUCAGAUCUAAAAUAUCCCUUUAUAACCACGUGAGGGUUCACCUGAGAGAGAACUGGUUUUUAUGUCAUCAGUGUGGAAUGAGCUUCACGGGCAGGAAACUUCUCAAGAAUCAUGUACAAAUUCACAUCGGAGAGAAGCCUUUCAUGUGCCAUCACUGUGGAAAGACUUGCACAAACAAAACAUUCCUUGGUGUUCACAUGAGAAUUCACACGGGAGAGAAGCCUUUUACAUGUCUUCAGUGUGAGAAGAUUUUCAUGUAUCAAAGAGAUCUAAAUCGUCAUUUGCAAACUCAUUCUGGAAAGAAACUGUAGUGUUCCUCAGAGGGGCAAGAGGUUUAG
Molecule: messenger RNA, 1146 nt
Organism: Sinocyclocheilus grahami
Lineage: Eukaryota; Metazoa; Chordata; Actinopteri; Cypriniformes; Cyprinidae
Product: gastrula zinc finger protein XlCGF8.2DB-like
Exons: 2
Coding region: 1-1119 (372 amino acids)
Source: RefSeq, a predicted model, not a curated record